UUAUCUUAUCAUAUACUUUACAAAGAAAUUGUUGCAGUUAGUGGUGUUCCAGAAACUGAUGAUGUAUAGUAUUAUAAAAAUAUAUCCGUCACCAUUUAUUUGUUAAAACCUGGACAAAUAAUUCAAUAUUAACGAAAUGGAAAUGGCAAUUAAAGUUGAAUGUGUCGAUAUAAAAUCGGAAGUUGAGGAAAUGUGGGACCCGGCACCUUUGACCUCCGAUAAUGAACCAUCGGCGCAGAGCAACUGCAAAGAUGCAGUAGAGGACGGGUGUAAACGUGAGGAGGGAUCAGCGAACGAAUGCAAUACGAAAACCAAGCAGGAGUGCAAAGUAUUGUACAAAUGUGUUAAAUGUACCUACAAAACUAGAAGCGAGAGCUGUUUUACGCAAUACAGUGUGAGACACGAGAAUUAUUCUGAAGUGCACAAAUGUGAAUCGUGUGAGUAUGAAACUGAAAUUAAGGAACUACAACAGAUGCAAAGCUGCGAAUCAUGUAAUUGCCAGACAGAGUGUAGGUGUGACUUUGUUAAGCAACAUAAAAGUUCAUCUGAAGCACGAUUGUACAACAAAUUGCAACAUAAGGACGCUUCACAACCGCCAGUUUAUAAAUGCGAGGAUUGCAACUACAAAUCAAAGAAUAAGAGACUUUUUAUCAAACAUCAGUUGGUACACAAAGAUCCUUCGCAAGUACAAACGUAUAGGUGUCACAAUUGCGAUUACGAAACUAUAUACAAGAGUUACAUCAUAGGACACCAACUAAAGCAUAAAGAUGCGUCACAGGUUCAAAUGUACAGGUGUACCGAAUGCAGUUAUGAAACUAAAUUUAAUACUAACAUAAAAAAACACCAACUUAAACAUAAAGAUCCUUCGCAGGUCCAAAUGUACAAGUGUAACAUCUGCGAUUAUGAAACCAAAUACAAAGGUGCUAUCAAACAGCACCAACUGAAACACGAAGAUCCAUCUCAGAUUCAAAUGUACAGGUGUAGCGAAUGUGAUUACGAAACUAAAUACAAAAGGAAUAUCAAACAGCACGAACUGAAGCAUAAAGACUCUUCGCAGGUUCAAACGUACAAGUGUAACGACUGCAAAUACGAAGCUAAAUACUGGGGUCACAUCAAACGGCACCAACUAACACAUCAAGAUCCUUCUCAGGUUCCAAUGUACAGGUGUAAGGACUGUAAUUACGAAACUAAACACUGGAAUUAUAUCAAACAGCACCAACUGAAACAUAAAGAUCCUUCGCAGGUUGAAAUGUACAAGUGUAACGACUGCGACUACAAAACUAAAUACAAGAGGAAUAUUAAACUGUGUAACGACUGCGAUUAUGAAACAAAAUACAAGAGCAAUAUGACGUGUCACAUGUUGAAGCAUAGAGAAACUUCUUAA
Messenger RNA from Anoplophora glabripennis (Asian longhorned beetle), 1384 nucleotides. RefSeq names its product zinc finger protein 845-like. NCBI's taxonomy places the organism in Eukaryota, Metazoa, Arthropoda, Insecta, Coleoptera, Cerambycidae. Gene Ontology annotation, molecular function: DNA-binding transcription factor activity, RNA polymerase II-specific; RNA polymerase II transcription regulatory region sequence-specific DNA binding. Gene Ontology annotation, biological process: regulation of transcription by RNA polymerase II. The transcript has 3 exons. Bases 137 to 1384 code for a protein of 415 amino acids. Gene Ontology annotation, cellular component: nucleus. The record is from RefSeq and is a predicted model, not a curated record.